AUGUCGGGAAAAACGGUAUAUGCUACUCUCUUAGUCGGAAUUCGAAGUCAGUGUCGUUCAAAGAAUGAAAUCAAGAAGUACAAACAAUUAAAGAAUGCUUUUAAUGUAAGCCAUAAAAUAAACACUUAUAGGUAUUAUUCAGAUAAGGAGGAAAGCGAAGAAAAGAAAAACCGGCUUGAGUUCAAAAAAGAAUCGAAUGAGCGCAUUAAGAAACUCGAAGAACUGAUUGAAGAUGUAAAAUCUAUGAAGCCCUAUACAGAUUUGACCUUGGAAGAAUUUAUGGAAUUACGGCCAGAUAUCCCUACUCUUAUCAAUGCAGAUGGACGUCCUAGUUAUUGGCCUCAUACAGAAGAUGAACAAUCGCUCGAAACGCCAGAAAUUCUUAUACCAGAUGAUGAUGCAAUAGUAGCCGAACAACAGGCAAAAGGAACUGCAAAAGGUGUUUUUCCUGCAAUGUCUGAUUCAUCUGAUAAAGAGUCACUUAUAAAUGAGAACAAUAUUGUCGCUUCAUCGGAAACAAAGCUUGGACAAAUGCCUGCAAGUGUACAGAAUGGUACAGUUCCUACUAAUCCUGAUCAAAUGAAGACAACAGCUGAACUGCCUACAGCAAGAGAAACAGCUACUCCACAAAUACCUGUAAAUGUACAGGACGGUGAGUUUCCUAGUCAACCUGAUCCAAUGAAAACAACAACUGAACUACCUACAGAAACAGAAAAUCUCACUACUAAAUCAGAAACAACUCCUUCACAGGCACCUGUAAAUGUGCAAAACAGUGUGGUUCCUAGUCAGUCUGAUCCAAUGAAAAUAACAACUGAACUACCUAGAGAAGCAGAAAAUGUUAUUACUGCAGGGGAAACAAAGUCCCAGAUAAAGCCUGAAAACAAAGAGGAAGUUGUAAUUUCUUCACCAACUACUCCAUCGAAACCAAUAACUGCCUACAUGCAUGGAGUUGAGUGUGACUGUCCUAAGUGCACCGCUAAAAGGAAAUUGAACCUUUUAAAAAGCCCCGAUAAUGACGAUGAUAACAACAAACAAAAAUAAUUUUAUUUUUAGAUUACAUUAUAAA
Teleopsis dalmanni is the source of this 1066-nucleotide messenger RNA. RefSeq lists its product as uncharacterized. Gene Ontology annotation, biological process: proton motive force-driven ATP synthesis. The record is from RefSeq and is a predicted model, not a curated record. NCBI's taxonomy places the organism in Eukaryota, Metazoa, Arthropoda, Insecta, Diptera, Diopsidae. The coding region runs from base 1 to 1041 and encodes 346 amino acids. The transcript is spliced from 2 exons. Gene Ontology annotation, molecular function: proton transmembrane transporter activity.